UGUCAACUCAAGAUAAUUUGCGUUGAAAUAUUCAUUUUUUACAUGAUGCAUUGGAAUCGAGCUCCAAAAAUCAGCUUGAAAAUUGCUCAUGGCACCUUAUUGCCAUCAUCAAUCGUGAUUUUACUUUUAUUUCUAACGAGCUUUGCUACGUCUUUGCCACCGCGCGUCGAUUUUGGCGGCGAGAACUUUAAUUUUCUCGUUUUUCCGAAUCCACCCUUUGAUGUGUUCGUUCGAGGACCGAAUAAUACUGUUGCCUCAUUCACCGGUGUAGCACUUAACAUUUUACAUUGGAUAGCAACCAAAUAUAACUUCAAGUACACAUUGGUGCCAGUAAAUGAAUCUCUUGUCGAACGGUAUGGUAUGCACGAAGCAGCUUUUUACCAACUCAUCAACGAAAAAAAAAUCGACGGAAUCCCUUGCGCCUUUUUCUUGACUCAGGAUCGGAUAAAUAGGAUGGACUAUACAAGUUACUUCGUAUGGGUCGACGGGCUGAGUCUUAUUGUGCCGAAACCAGGAGAACAAAGUCGACUGUUCGCCUUUAUUGGUCCGUUCCAACCUUCUGUUUGGUUUUGGAUUCUGGUGACCAUUAUUUUUGUAGUUGGAGUGAUGACCUUUUUUACAUGGUUCUACUUUAAUCCGCUUCUUACAAACGCAAAAAACGUGUACAUCAUGAAUAGGGAAGAGCGUGACUCAUCAAAACCAAGUCAACCAACAGUGUAUUCCUCAUUGAGUUCUAACAUGAUAUACAUAGUCAACAUUAUGACAAAUCAAGUUACUUGUCAAAUAGGUCUGUAA
This is a messenger RNA of Daphnia pulex (common water flea), 795 nucleotides long. RefSeq lists its product as uncharacterized. Lineage: Eukaryota; Metazoa; Arthropoda; Branchiopoda; Diplostraca; Daphniidae. The transcript has 6 exons. The record is from RefSeq and is a predicted model, not a curated record. Bases 43 to 795 code for a protein of 250 amino acids.